UCAUUCAUUUCACAAAGAUUAGAAGAAUUAAUACCCAAAAGGUUUAUUCUUAUAGGGCAUAUGGUCCAUUAGAUGAAUAUUACGACCAUUAAAACACUCUCCCUCUUUCUUCCUCCUCAAAACGCCGUUACAAUAAUAAUUCCGUUCCGUUAUCUGACGUGGCAUCACUACCCUUCUGAUGAAGCUUGAGAAAUUGACCCUAAUUCCGUCAACAGUCAACGGCACCGAUGAUACGAACAAAGUUCCUCGGCUGCCACGUUGGACGCGACAAGAAAUCCUGGUACUGAUACAAGGCAAAAGAGUAGCUGAAAACCGGAUCCGACGUGGGCGAACCGGGGGUUUAGAAUUCGGUUCGGUUCAAGUUGAACCGAAAUGGGCAUCAGUUUCAUCGUACUGUAAGAGACACGGGGUGAACCGGGGACCGGUUCAAUGCAGAAAGAGAUGGAGUAACUUAGCAGGUGAUUAUAAGAAGAUAAAAGAGUGGGAGGGUGGGAUAAAAGAAGAAACGGAGUCGUUUUGGGUGAUGAGGAAUGAUUUGAGAAGAGAGAAGAAAUUGCCUGGAUUUUUUGAUAGAGAAGUGUAUGAUAUUCUUGAUAAGGGAAAUGGAAAUGGGGAUGAUGAUGACGGAUUGGUUUUGGGUUUGGGUGGACCGGUAGGUAGUGAAGAACCGGAGUCAGUAGAAGUAUUGUUUGAUAGUGAGAAAAGAAGCGGGGAUGAUGGGUUAUUUUCAGAUUUUGAACCGCCGGUUCAGGAGGAAACAGGCGCUACUCCCAGUAAAGAUUUGCCUCCAAUCAAUGAGGUUCCAGUCACAUGUAUUCCUGCUCCAACUCCAAUUUCAGAGCAACAGCAUCAACCACUCUCUCAAGUGUCUCCUACACAAGGUACAAGCCAUCAGAAACAACCUACCACAGAACCUGAUAUAGGAAGCGGUCAGGAAGGAAGAAAAAGGAAGCGAGAUGAAUCAGAUACAGAUGAAGAAGCAAGUAAUGUGCAGCAUCACUUAGUCAGAGCAUUGGAGAGGAAUGGAAAAAUGGUGAGCUCCCAACUUGAAGCUCAGAAUAUGCAUUUUCAACAGGAUAGGGAGCAAAGAAAGGACCAUGUUGAUAGCUUAGUAGCGGUACUUAACAAGCUUGCAGAUGCUUUGGGAAGAAUUGCAGAUAAGUUAUAGAGCCCAGUCAAUUACCUACUGGGAGUGUACAUAAAAUGUUGCCUGUCACAUCUUCAUGAAUCAUACACAAGGCUGAAGGAUUUUGGCGAGUCAAAUUUGGUUGGUUAGCUAGUACUUAGUUGGAGAUAAGAUGUUCUUCUCAGCUUUUGUGCUUUUUAAGGCUUAGCGUUGAUUUGGACGUAGAUUUGGCUGAAACUUGAGGAAAAAAAAAAGUUUUCAAAAAUGAGAUGAAAAUUUGUUUUUAGAAGUUGAAAUUGUGUUUGGACGUGCAUUUUACUUGCAAAGAAGUUGAGGUUUUGUGAGUAGAAAACUGCAAAAAUUUAAAAAUUAGUCUAAACUACUUUUUGAAACUUGAAAAAAUCGUCUUCAGAAACUGGCCAAAAACAAGUCAUUUUUUAUCACCAAAAAAUGUUUUCAAGUACAUUUGAAAAAAAAAAAAGUGAAAAGAACUUAUGGCCAAACGGGAGCUAAGUCUUGGCACAGAUGUACAGAAAUAAUACAGGCAUUGGAGAGGCUGGUGUAUUUUUGUUUUUUCUUAUACAAGUAAAUUAUCAUCUCUUGUUUUGUCACAAUUGUCGGGCUCCUCUUGUUUAUGAGCUUAAAUUUUAUCUGAGUACUAGACUACUAGGGAUUGCUCGGUUUGCGGACAAAUUGUAAACAAAUCAUAAUAUCUCAAUUCUAUUGUGAGCAAUAUUAGUUUUCA
Lycium barbarum (goji berry) is the source of this 1871-nucleotide messenger RNA. Its product is annotated as trihelix transcription factor ASR3-like. The record is from RefSeq and is a predicted model, not a curated record. NCBI's taxonomy places the organism in Eukaryota, Viridiplantae, Streptophyta, Magnoliopsida, Solanales, Solanaceae. The coding region runs from base 179 to 1168 and encodes 329 amino acids. The transcript is spliced from 3 exons.